Messenger RNA from Salvelinus fontinalis (brook trout), 2931 nucleotides. Its product is annotated as zinc finger protein 329-like. The transcript has 3 exons. The coding region runs from base 1 to 1533 and encodes 510 amino acids. Gene Ontology annotation, cellular component: nucleus. The record is from RefSeq and is a predicted model, not a curated record. Lineage: Eukaryota; Metazoa; Chordata; Actinopteri; Salmoniformes; Salmonidae.
AUGGCCAAUUGUGUGGUUUUUCACACUCAACUAGCCUCCAUUAUGGAGGUGCUAGCGAAUGCAGCCGUGGCAGAGAUUUGUAAACUCGUAGACGGCGACUAUGCAGUGUUUCGUCUGGAAAUAACUCAAAGACAAAAAGAAAACAGGGCAUUGCAGAGAAAACUACAGCUACUAGAAGUGAAGGUGGCACGGGAGCGCGCAGAGAGGACAACGCGAGAGCGCGUCCUCGCCAGUCGUCCCAGUAGUGCCAAGAUCCUCGACCGAUACAGAGGAAUGGCAAGAGGUGAAGGACAUCUCACUGGAAGCCACAAGAGCUUUGUGAAGCCAGCGGGACACAAUAGAUGGAGAGAGAACCAACCAAUCACUGUUGAUGAGGGGAGUGGAACCUCAACCCAGCACGUUAUCGUGAUAGAGUCUGCAGAUGCAGAGGCUGCAGGUCCUGGGGUCAAGCAGGAGAGGACUAAAGGAGAGAAGGAGCCACAGCACAGCAGAGACAUCCAGACUGGAGUGCCCCCUGUAGCCACGGAGUACCCCACCUCCGCCCCAGCACCAUCCAGGACCCGACACAGCAUCACGGAGGUCAGUGGAACGUCGAACACCGUCCUCAAGUCAGAGACAGACACGGAGACAUUAACUGCAACACACAGGCUCUUACACACAGGAUCUGACCACAGAUCAGACCCAGAGAGACUUGGGCUGGGGCCAUUGGGCUGUCCUUCUCCCGGUUCAGAGUACUUACCAGUAUUUCACCAGAGCAAGAAGACGGUUCAUUCCUGUGGAGGCGGUGAUGGUGACACGUUAGACACUGGUGUUGAUGUUCCAUCUUGUUCUUACGCUACAGAGAUGGACUAUGACAACAUGCCCUUGGGUUUAGACACACAGGCUGAUCUGUCAAGAGGGGACUGGAACCAUUACACUAGUAGUCUAUACUCUGAAGGGUCCCUAGAUAAGAAAGGGGAGGUUAUAGUCAUAGAUGAAGUGACUGUGAAAGUGGAGGGCGACUCUCCUCUGACCUUGAAUGCAGACAAGACUCACUUAGGGGAAGGACACACACAAGGCAGAGAUUUCUUAGAUUACAGGGAAAGCUUAGAGACAAAUCCAAAUGUCGCGGCCCAUUCCCCUUUACACACGCUCAGGGAUCGUGACCCAAUGUCCACGUUGAUGGGGCCUUCCGAUUCACAGGGCUGCGUCCUUUUCGAUCAGGUAUUGAACUCAAAAGACCAAAGGGCAGAGGGGAGGGGAGGGGGAGCAACAUCAAACAAUAGUAAAGAUAAACGGUUCCUCUGCAUGUUCUGUAACAAAGGCUUCAGCUGCCUCCAGAAGGUGGAGAUCCACCAGAGGGUCCACACAGGGGUGAAACCCUUCAGCUGUACCCAGUGUCACAUGCGUUUCGCUGAGGCUGGCAAUCUGAAAAGGCACCAGAGGGUCCACACAGGGGAGAAACCCUUCAGCUGUACCCAGUGUCAUAUGCGCUUCUCCCACUCGUCCAGCAUGAAGAGGCACCGGAGGGUCCACACAGGGGAGAAAUAUUAAAGCUGCUCCGAGGGACAACCUUUCUUACACAUCAGAACUACCUGAAGAUGCACCUUCAGGUUCACAUGGGUGAAAGGCUGUUCACCUCUACGCAAUGUGGGAAGAGGUUCUCAGAGAGGAGCUACCUCAGGAUACACCAGCAGAUAAACCAUUCCACUAAAUAACUUCUGAUCAAACCCUGCAUUAAAGACAAAGAUACAUUUUCAGUAUUGUCAGCAGAAAAGAUCCACAGAUGCAUUUGGAAUGACGAGAGUGACAGAUUUCAGUGUUCAAUAUUCUUGGGUAGAAUAUUGCAUCCAGACAUUGUGAUAUAUAAGGCAUAUUUAAACCUAAAAAGUCUGUUACAUAGUGUAGGCUAUAUGAUGUAUAUUACUUCCAUUCAACUACUUCAUUUUUUCCCCAAGACAAUUGUAAUGAGAACAUGAUUGCUCUUUAUAAAGUUUAGGGCUGUUCCCGACUGAAUUUUUUUUUUUUUAAGUUAGUCGACCGAGUGCUCUGUUCUUUCGACAAUCGAUUGGUAGACAUUUUUUACAUGUAUUUUUUCAUACAUAGUGUUUUAAUAAAAUCAACUGUAUGCACUGAGAUUGUGUGAUGCUUUAAAGGAGAAUUGCACCUGCUGAUUUGGCCUUGUUUUUUGCCUUGCUCCUCAAGAAAUGCUGGUGGUCAUGACAGAAGCCAAAUGUGAGUUGGCUUGGGGGUGUGGUUUGAUGCGGGUGUUUGUUUGUCCUUGCCACCACCAAAACACACCCCUCUGUCAGAACCCUGCCCACAGCUGUUUUCCCCCCACUCAGUUUCAACAAACAAACCUCCUGCAAAUUGAGCUCAAUAACUACAGGCAGAUAUAGAGACGCUUUGAAUAGAUCAGCAGCCUGAAGAGUAACAUGAGAUGAAUGAAAUUGCAAAAUCUAUGUAUAUAUUCUGAACUAAGUGUUUUGAUAACUUUCAGAUGUAGUCACAGGUCCAUGUAGAAUAAACAACACUUCACAUAAUACCAGAAGCAGUGUUCUGCUGAUAUAGCAAUGUGAACCUUUCAUCUUUUGUCAUUCCCAGCCGAUACAAAUACUGUGCCUAUCUGCAUUUUGUCUGGUGGUAUUGGGGCUACCUUAGCAAACAUGGCUGAGUGGCCAUACAUUCCUGUGUGGUGUCCUGUUCACAACAGGAGUUCCCUGAUCCUGGUGCAGAAUAUACAGGGUUUCUCCCUCCACAUCUUGUUUGAUACUUUAUUUUUUAUUUAAUUAAAUGGUAAAAGUUGUCUAGUAAAAUGUUAAAGCCGAGUGCCAGGUCUUUCUCCAUUCAGAGACAUCAGUAUCAAGCCCGUCUGUCAGUCUGGACUUCAUCUUGCAAGUCUCCAUGUGCUGCCUCCAUACAUGUUUCUAUGAACACAUACAUACAUACAUA